AUGGCACGAUGGGAUGCUCGAGAAACCUUCUCCAUCGACCCGAAAGCCAGGCUUCGAUUCGAUUGCGUGGGCAUAGCUAAAUCCAUGAAUCGCAAAUGCAAGAAUCGUAUUGGAAAACCAAAACGCAUCAAAGCAUCUGAAUUACUGGAUCAACUUUCAGCACUACCUAUUUCCGGAAGAGGCUAUAAUGAAAGAGGGCUAAAAGCAAAAAUAAAAGAGCUUCUUGAUGAAGUAAUUUGUGAGAGACACAAUGAUGGAGGAGGACACUCUCAGGUCGAAAGAGUAGGAAAAGAGUGGUGGCGCAAGGUGGAGAUGGCGCAAGAAGCAAUUAGAAACAAUGAAGGGCAACAGCCACCACAGAUGAUACAGCGGAGGAGGGGAUAUAGGCCUGUUGCAGACGUGGAGCCAGCUGCUCCUGAACGGGCUCUUCAGCGUCUCGAAUUGAAUCCGAUGGAAAUCGCGGAUCAAGUCCAGGAUCUGGAGGAACGUCUUGCGCGCGAUGAGGCGGAGAGAGCGGAAUUGAUGAUGCGGAUAGAGGAAAGAAGGAGACUGUAUGAGAGAAUACGAGAGGAACAAAUGCGAGCAAGAGAGAGGGAGAUGCGAGAGGCAGCAAUGCGGCAAAGAGAAGAGGAGGAGAGACGACGAGAAGUCGAGAGAAUUCAAAGGGAGAGACAACGGGAAGCGAAUAGGAUACGCGAUGAAAGAGAAGAAAUGGUGAGGAUGGAUAGAGAGUUUGCAUUGAGACUGAUGAGAGAAGAGAUGGAGGAGGAAGAACUAAUUAGACAAGAAGAAGAAGAAGCAGAAGCACAACAACAACGAGCAGCACGAACGGCAUUGCGGAGGCUCGAGAAUAGGCGAAUUGCGCAAGUGCCAGUGCCAUACCCUUUUGCAGUACCGCAACUAUUCCGGCCCCGUCCUGUUCAACGCGGAGUUCAACGUAAACCCUUGCCGAUUGUUAUUCCUGCCUUGAACCCAUCCGCCGACAUGAAGACGCGGAUUGGUGUCGAGCGCAGUGUGGGCAAAACAUCUGUAAUGGAUGUCUUCAGGAGUGGAUGA
Botrytis sinoallii is the source of this 1056-nucleotide messenger RNA. RefSeq lists its product as uncharacterized. Bases 1 to 1056 code for a protein of 351 amino acids. The transcript has a single exon. The record is from RefSeq and is a predicted model, not a curated record. NCBI's taxonomy places the organism in Eukaryota, Fungi, Ascomycota, Leotiomycetes, Helotiales, Sclerotiniaceae.